Messenger RNA from Prunus avium (sweet cherry), 1806 nucleotides. The record is from RefSeq and is a predicted model, not a curated record. Lineage: Eukaryota; Viridiplantae; Streptophyta; Magnoliopsida; Rosales; Rosaceae.
AUGAUCCUUUUCUACUUUCUCUCCUCCAUGCUCAUUGUUAGCUUCCCCACUGAAGCAGCAUACGCCGGCCAUAACUGCUCAACUUUGGCUGGCAAUUCCACCUCCACCUUUAAAUCCAAUCUCAACCAACUCCUCUCAACCCUUUCCUCCAACGCCGACCGCAAUGACACCGUCGGCUUCUACAACGCCACGGUUGGCACUGCCUACGGCCUCUUCCUCUGCCGCCGUGAUGUGUCUGCCCGUGUCUGCAAAGAAUGCGUGGCCAAUGCAACCUCGGAGGCGCAACUACGCUGUCCCGACAACCAACAGGCCGUGGUUUGGUACGACGACUGCAUGCUACGCUACUCAAACCAGCCCUUCUUUUCUGAGGCUGCCACGUCGCCUGAGCUGGUAGGCUGGAGCGAGCGGAAUUUGACCCAGUAUGUGGAGAAUCCAGCUGAGCUUAACGAUGCGCUGGUUACGACUUUGGACAACUUGGUCCCCAAGGCAGCCAACGCCAGCGACAAGUUUGCGACGGAGUUCGAAAUGCACCCCUUCUACCAAGAGGUGACAAGUACCACACCAGAGCAAUCACUCCCUCCUCCACCCACCUUGCCUCCAUCGCUGCCACCUCUGUCGACCAGACCUGGACGAAGCAAAGUCACAUUCAUAAUCAUCGCUAGUACUCUUGGUCCUGUUGCUUUCUGUGUGUUUGUUGUGAUUGUGGCCGGAUGCUUCUUUCCCAAAAGAGUAAGAAGAGUCAGAGAGAAAUACCAAGCCAAAAAACAACAGAAAAAAGUUGGAAAUCAUAUGAAGACUGUUGAGUCCUUGCAAUUUGAUUUGGGAACUAUUGAAACUGCCACAAACAAGUUUUCAGACAACAACAAAUUAGGUGAAGGAGGAUUUGGUGCAGUUUUCAAGGGAACACUUGGUAACGGACAAGAAAUAGCAGUAAAACGGCUAUCAAAAAGCUCCACACAAGGUGUACAAGAAUUCCAGAAUGAGGUUGUAUUGGUAGCCAAACUUCAACAUAGAAAUCUUGUGAGGCUUCUGGGAUUUUGCUUGGAAGGAGAAGAAACCCUACUUGUCUAUGAAUAUGUAUCCAACAAAAGUCUCGAUCACUUUCUAUUUGAACCCACAAAACGAGAGCAGCUGAAUUGGUUGAGACGCUGCAUCAUAAUAGGAGGAAUUGCUCGAGGAGUUUUAUAUCUUCAUGAAGAUUCUAGACUUAGAGUUAUACAUCGUGAUUUGAAAGCUAGCAACAUCUUGUUAGAUGGCGAUAUGAAUCCAAAAAUAUCAGAUUUUGGCAUGGCUAAAAUGGUUGGACUUGAUGGUCAAACUCAAGGAAACACCAAAAGAAUCGUCGGCACUCUUGGUUACAUGGCUCCAGAAUAUGCAAUGGAGGGAUUGUAUUCCAUAAAAUCUGAUGUCUUUAGCUUCGGAAUACUCUUGCUUGAGAUCAUAACAGGAAAAAAGAACUUUUUAGGUUUUGACCAAUGUGUACCUACUCUUCUAGCAUAUGCUUGGCAAUUAUGGAAUGAAGGAAAGGUGUUGGAGUUGAUGGAUCCACUAUUGUUGAAAGAUUCAUGCAGCCCAAAUGAAUUUUUGAGAUACAUCCACAUUGGACUAUUGUGUGUUCAAGAGGAUGCAAACAAUAGGCCAACCAUGUCAUCAGUUGUUCUAAUGCUGAAAACUGAAACUAUUAGUCUUUCCAAACCUGAGCGACCUGCAUUUUUUACUGGAAGGUCUGAAAACCACCACCAUCAGAUUGGUGCUUAUACUUGCAGUAUCAAUGGUUUGACGGUUUCUGAUGAUAUGCCGCGUUGA